AAUUUUAAUAAAAAAAAUAAAGGAAGUGAGCCGCGUGCGGUGAACGGAUAUAAGGUCAUACUCGGUUGUCCUUGGUUGUCCUGUUCUACCUCUCCUAUCGCGACUUCUUUAUGUUCAUAAGCGGACUUACCAGAGCUGAUACGUUCAGUCGUCGCUAAGCUGUCAAAGUGUGAGGUCGAGUUUUGGAGUAUUUUAUCUCUUCUCCGAUUCAGUUGAGUUUAAUUGGCUAUCAGCCAAGCACCGCAUUUACGUCAUCCUGAUAUUCAACUGGAUUUUAAUAGUAUCUCCUGCCUUUCAAUUUAUUCGCCCGAGUAUCCAUUACGCCAGCUCUUAUUUUUUUUAUUAAUUGCUACCAAAGGCAAUCAAAAAAGUAUGCCGUGCCCAUUCUUAAAACGCUUAUCGGCGAAUUACAUUCGCAAUUAUGGCGCAUCUGUCAUAAUGAAUUAUCGACAACUUUGCCCAUAUAUGUCUCAAUUCUCCAAUACGGCGGAAGAGCCAACCGAGACUUUACAGACUCGGGAGGUCAUAGGGAGCCAAUGUCCAUUUUUGGCUAAAGAACAGAACGCUGUAAAAGUGGCUAGCCCUGUGGUAGAAGAAGAUGUUACUAACGUGGUAAAUCCCCAAUCAACUGAAGAACCAAAUUUCGCAUACGAAGAAUUCUUUCAUGAACAAAUCAUCAAGAAGAAAAAAGACCAUUCAUAUAGAGUCUUUAAGAAAGUAAAUCGGCUGGCUCAGGACUUUCCAACUGCAAUGGAAUAUUCUUGGGGACCAAAGCCAAUUACUGUUUGGUGCUCUAAUGAUUAUUUAGGGAUGUCGCGUCAUCCUGCAGUAACGAAUUCUGUUCGAGAAGCAUUGGAUAAAUUUGGUGCAGGAGCUGGAGGAACAAGAAACAUAUCUGGCAACACGGUUGGUCAUGAAAUGUUAGAGAAGAGAUUAGCCUCCUUACACCAAAAAGAGGCUGGCUUAUUAUUUACUUCUUGUUUUGUUGCCAAUGACUCCACUCUGUAUACGUUAGCAAAACUUUUACCAGAUUGCCAUAUUUUUUCUGAUGCUGGCAAUCACGCAUCUAUGAUUCAGGGUAUAAGAAAUAGCGGAGUACCGAAACAUAUCUUUAGGCACAACGAUGUACAACAUCUUGAAGAACUUCUUUCAAAAAUAGAUAAAAAGGUGCCAAAGAUUGUGGCAUUCGAAACGGUACAUUCUAUGACCGGCGAUAUAUGUCCUUUGGAAGAGUUGUGCGACGUCGCCCGUAAAUACGGUGCCUUGACAUUCGUAGAUGAAGUUCAUGCUGUUGGUUUGUAUGGCUAUUCGGGUGCUGGUAUCGGAGAGAGAGAUUGGGUACUUCAUAAAAUGGAUAUUAUUUCUGGUACUCUGGGCAAAGCAUUUGGCAAUAUUGGUGGCUACAUUGUUGGUUCUACAAAAUUGAUAGAUAUGAUUAGAAGUUAUGCCGCAGGCUUUAUUUUUACAACUUCUCUACCACCGACGGUAUUAUACGGUGCCUUGACUGCUGUUGAAAUUUUAGCCUCGGACGAAGGAAGAUUGUUAAGAGCUACUCAUCAGAAAAAUGUAUCUUACAUGAAAUCUAUUUUAACCGCCGCGGGUCUUCCGGUAGAACCGUCACCAUCGCACAUUAUUCCUAUAAAAAUCGGAGAUCCAUUACUGUGCAAUCAAUUAGCUGAUUCUUUGAUUAAGGAGAAAGGUCACUAUGUCCAAGCGAUUAAUUAUCCAACAGUUCCAAAGGGAGAAGAAAAAUUAAGGCUGGCUCCUACUCCAAAGCAUACUAAAUCGAUGAUGGAUCAAUUUCUGAAAGACACGUUGGAUGCCUUUAAUCGUCUGAACAUACCAAAGUCAAAGAGCAAACCAGUCCAAGUUCCACGCACAAUUUUAGUUCAUUGACGAAUAUAAUAUAAUAGAAUAUAAAUAUAUAAUAUAGCAUAUAAUAGGAGAGAAAUCUAUAUCAGGAUAUAGAUUCUAUAUGAUGUAAAUGUUCCCUAUUUAUAUACACAAAUUUUAUUUUAUUUUAUUUUAUUUAUUUAUAUGCGUAAAUUAUGCCGUUGAUCAAGCAUUUAACUAUUGAAAUGAUGAAAAUUAAUCAAAAGUAUUUUAAUCUGUAACGUUUUCAAAUAAAAUGUUAUCAAACGAUAA
Hylaeus volcanicus is the source of this 2145-nucleotide messenger RNA. It is a transcript of the gene Alas, whose product is annotated as 5-aminolevulinate synthase, erythroid-specific, mitochondrial. Gene Ontology annotation, molecular function: 5-aminolevulinate synthase activity; pyridoxal phosphate binding. Lineage: Eukaryota; Metazoa; Arthropoda; Insecta; Hymenoptera; Colletidae. Bases 373 to 1896 code for a protein of 507 amino acids. Gene Ontology annotation, biological process: hemoglobin biosynthetic process; erythrocyte development; heme biosynthetic process. Gene Ontology annotation, cellular component: mitochondrion. The transcript has 3 exons. The record is from RefSeq and is a predicted model, not a curated record.